Salvia miltiorrhiza (redroot sage) is the source of this 2913-nucleotide messenger RNA. RefSeq lists its product as uncharacterized. Lineage: Eukaryota; Viridiplantae; Streptophyta; Magnoliopsida; Lamiales; Lamiaceae. The record is from RefSeq and is a predicted model, not a curated record. Bases 212 to 2758 code for a protein of 848 amino acids. The transcript is spliced from 9 exons. Gene Ontology annotation, molecular function: protein binding.
AGAAACCUUUUUUUUUUCGGUGACGCGACUAGAAAGUAGAAACAGACCUCUCAUUAGUCUUUACUACCUUGAACCUAGAAAAUCUUCUGCUGCGAAAACCCAUUAUCAAGACUCACCAGACUACUUAAACCCUGAAUUCCUACUGUUGCUCGUCAUUCAAUUUGCUAUAAAAAUAUCUGGUAAUUAGCGUGAAACCACUGCGAGUAGCGAUAUGUGCUCGAUAAUCCCAACCCAUUUGAAAUUCAAGCCCCCAAAUCCUAUAAAUCACUCACCUGAGGCAGUUUGCUCGGUUUUUACCCAUAACUCAAGACCCCCAAAGUAUUGUUUCCGUUUUCAAGGAAGACAUCCCAUGCUAUGCUGCUCUAAAUUUUCUGUGUUAACAAGGGCUUGCAGCGAUGAUGGCCAACGUGAAAUUUUUUCUGCCAAAAAGCUAUCUUCAGCUUCUGAUGUUGAGACAUUCAGUAACAGCUCAUCUAUUUCCAAUGAUGGUUAUAUUGCGUUGUUUAUUCGCAUGCUUGGGUUAGACAAUGAUCCUUUGGAUAGAGAGCAGGCUGUUGUCGCUCUCUGGAAAUAUUCACUUGGUGGAAAACAUUGUGUUGAUAACAUCAUGAAAUAUCAUGGAACUGUCAAUCUUGUUGUAAACCUGCUAAAGUCAGACUCAGAUUCUGCAUGUGAAUCGGCUGCUGGUCUUCUGAGGGUUAUAUCAUCACUCAAUCUAUACAGAGACAUAGUAGCUGAGAGUGGUGCAAUAGAAGAGAUGACUGUCGUGUUGACACGUUCAUCCUUGUCUUCUAAUGUGAAGGAGCAGACAAUGUGUACUCUGUGGAACUUGUCUGUAGAUGAGAAGCUCAGUGCUCGAAUGACUAGCUCUGAGAUCCUUCCUCUACUUAUCAGGUACUUGGAGGAUGAAGAUAUUAAAGUCAAGGAGGCUGCUGGUGGAAUUUUGGCUAAUUUAACCUUGACACAAUCAAAUCAUAAAAUAAUGGUUGAAGCUGGAGUUAUUCCGAAAUUGGCAAAGCUGUUGACAGCUGAUGAGGAAGAAUCUAAAGUCGUUCGGAAAGUGGCAAGAAAUGCAUUACUGGAACUUGCUAAAGAUGAGUAUUAUAAGAUACUUGUCAUGGAGGAAGGUCUAGUUGUGAUGCCCUUGGUAGGUGCAGCAGCAUACAAGUCUUUUAGGCCAGCUUUGUAUUCAUGGCCUUCUUUACCUGAUGGUACAAGGAUUGAACAGAGCUCCAAAAGUCCUUCUAGAUAUGGUGCGUCAGAACUGCUACUAGGAUUAAGUAUUGAAAAGAAGAAUGUCGACUUAGAGGAGGCAAAGAUGAAAGCAGUUAUCGGACGAACACAGCAACAGUUUCUUGCUCGUAUAGGAGCAAUUGAAAAUGAGGAUGAUGGUAAAUCUAAUGGUGAAUCUCCGUCCAGUCAAAGAGUCACACUUUUGCCAUGGGUGGAUGCUGUUGCACGCUUGGUUUUAAUUCUUGGACUUGAAGAUGAGUCGGCUAUUUCCAGAGCUGCACAGUCAAUUGCUGAUGCAUCCAUCAAUGAGCAUAUGCGUGUCUCAUUUAGAGAAGCUGGUGCAAUCAAGCAUCUUGUUCAGCUAAUUAACCAUCCUCGUGACAAUGUCAGAUUGGCUGUAAUCCGAGCUUUGGACAGGCUGUCGAUCAGCAAUUAUGUGUGCCGGAGUAUCGAAGCAGAAGGUGUUUUGCAUCCUCUCAUUAAUUUGCUAAAGCAGUCUAAAUCAGAUAUCUCCCACAGCUCGACUUCAACGAUUCUGAACAUUCUCACUCGGAUUCUAGACCCUAACAAAGAGUUGAAAUCAAAGUUAUAUGAUGGACCAGUAAAUGGGUCGAAUAAGGGAUGGCAUUCGACUAAAACUCCAGCAUCGAUUAACACUCAAGAUAUGAUCUCAGCAGAACAAGUGACUUCCAGCACACAGAGCAUUGGUGUGGGAGAGCUUGUUGAUUCUGCCUUGCUGUCUUGCCUGGUGGACAUCUUGAAGACACCAAUCCCUGAUCUGCAGAGAAAAGCUGCUUCCAUCCUGGAGUAUUUAGUGGUGAUCGAGCCUCCUAGUAUGGAAAAGCUACCCUUGCCUGAUAUUGUAUCUGGCCUAGAAGCAGUUUUCCGGCAGAAAUCUUUAAUAGAGGAGGAGAAUGAUAGAGAGGUGCACAUCUUGGAACUGGAAGAAGCUGGUCUAGCAGUAUCUGCAGCAUCACGGCUGCUUACAAGAUUGCUCGAUUAUCAAGAGUUUUGCCAAUCUCUGGAUUCGGAUAAGUUCACGAAGUUGCUGCGAUCAAUCCUUGUAUCGAGCAUCCCCCUGCGAAACAAAGAAUGGGUUGCUGCUUGCCUCGUCAAACUCAGCACUAUAUAUUUGGAUCCUGUUGAUGUAGAAGUGACUGUGUACGAAAGGAUUCCAAGGUUGAUAGAAGAGAUGAAAAGCUCAGAGUCCCCUCAAGUACAGGAAAGUGCGGUGUUGGAGCUGAACAGAAUAAUAUCUCAAGGGAUAGUGGAUUUCAGCAGAGCUGUUGGUUGUGGCGGAGGAAUAUUUGCGGUGGUGAAGUUGAUGGAGACGGGCAGCGAGCAGGCAGUGGAAGCCAGCUUAGCCAUACUGUACAACUUGAGCAUGGACGUGGAGAACCACGCCGCAAUUAUAGCUGCUGGAGCAGUUCCGAUCUUGAGAAAACUGGUGCUUUCGGACAGACCGCAAUGGAUGCGUGCUCUUCGUCUGCUUAGAAUUCUGCCCACAUCAUACGACUAUGACUAGCUAUUCUUUACUUUUACACACCACUUACUAUUUUUAUGAUUUUCACUUUCCUCACUAGUUCUAGUUGGAAUAAUGCAUGUGAGAUAUUUGGACCUAAGUGGGGUCCAUAUACAUUCUAGUGAUUCUUUAUCAAAUAAUCCAAAAUUUUAUCUCAA